This is a messenger RNA of Callorhinchus milii (elephant shark), 1728 nucleotides long. Its product is annotated as ileal sodium/bile acid cotransporter-like. Gene Ontology annotation, cellular component: apical plasma membrane. The transcript has 7 exons. Gene Ontology annotation, molecular function: bile acid:sodium symporter activity. Gene Ontology annotation, biological process: bile acid and bile salt transport. The record is from RefSeq and is a predicted model, not a curated record. Bases 36 to 1196 code for a protein of 386 amino acids. NCBI's taxonomy places the organism in Eukaryota, Metazoa, Chordata, Chondrichthyes, Chimaeriformes, Callorhinchidae.
CUGAAUGUGGUAAAGAUUCACGACUUAACUUACCAAUGAAAAUGUUGGUUAAAGCACUUAUAGAGUUAAGUGGUGACUUCCUGAAUUUACAUCGCAAUCAGGAACAUUUACUACUGGUGGCUAGGAGGGCAGUAACAGCAGAUUCCAGAGGUGCUCAGACGGACGUAAAGAUGGCCGUAGACAAUGAAACCCUCAGUAAUGUCACUUCACAGGAUCUCCCAAAGAACCAAGCCAAUACCAAAUUGGACCUCGUUGUGACAACCAUCAUGACAAUAAUGCUCUUCUUUAUCAUGCUUGCAAUGGGUUGCACAGUCAGCUUUACCAAGAUGUGGAAUCACAUUAAAAGGCCGUGGGGGAUCUUGGUUGGCUUUGUGUGUCAGUUUGGCUUGAUGCCUUUGAUUGGGUUUGUGCUAUCAUUCCUAUUCCAACUGAAAACAGCUGCUGCAUUUGCAGUGGUGCUCACAGGAAGCUGCCCUGGGGGGCUUGGCUCAAACAUUGCAACCUUCUGGAUUGACGGCGACAUGGAUCUCAGCAUUUGUAUGACCGUAUGUUCCACACUCUUCUCAAUGGGGAUGAUCCCACUGUGUCUGUUGAUCUACACGAGCCACUGGGAUGUUAUCAGCGAGAUCAAUAUCCCAUAUGAAAAAAUUAGUUUUAGUCUGUUGCUAUUGAUUAUACCCAUUUCUAUCGGUGCGUUCAUCAACUACAAGUGGCCCAACAAGGCAAAAUUACUGGUAAAGAUUGGAUCGAUUAUUGGUAUAGUUCUGUUGUGUCUAAUUGGCAUUGGUGUAAACUGGCUGUACAAAGACAUGUGGAAAAUGAACCUUACCUUUCUGAUGACUGGGAUAAUAUUUCCGUGUAUUGGAUUCGCUUUGGGCUUUGUUCUAGCCUGGAUUGCUCGUAUGCCCUGGCAAAGGUGUCGUACCAUUUCUUUGGAGACUGGUAUACAGAAUGCUAAUUUGUGCUCCAUAAUUAUCAAGAUCUCAUUUCCCGCUGAGGUGGCUACUGAAAUGAUCUUCUUCCCAAUGGUUUACAGUUGCAGCAGCAUCAUUUUCGGGAUUGCCAUGGUCAUUGUUUACAGAAUUUACGAGGGAAAGAAGUCAAAGAACACAGAAAUGUCCAAAAACACAGACGAAUGUAAUGUGGAAGAGAACUUGACACCCAAGUCGUGUGACACGUCAAAAGUCGACGAUUAAGAGAAAGUUGGUCUUCACAGAUGUGCUUUGUUUGCUUUGAAGGAAAUUGUUUCUAAAGCUGUUGUCUUUAAAAUACUAAAUUGUUGUUACAAUGCUUUAAGUAGCCGCAUAACAUUUUUUGUCCAGCUUUAUUAGGAAAGCGGCAUUCAUUGCGUAGGAGGGAAUGGAGCCAGAGUUCAAUGCCAUUUUAUCACAUUGCCUUUGUCUUUAAUGAAAUACAUAUGUGUUUACUUUAUCCAUUUACCAACCACUUUUACAGGAAGAUAAUACUUCUGUAAUACAAUGAUUUUGCAAUUUGGAUUAUUAUAGUAUUACUUUAUUUAGAUCUCUGCCACACGAUGAAUUUUGUUCAGAAUUUCUUAUUGAUUGAAAAUCACUGUUGAUGGCAUAGAAUACUUUUUUCCCCCCAAAAUUACAAUGAAGCCAAAUUAAAAACUAACAAAUUAAAAACUAACUUGCCGCCCGAUAUAUGGCGCCUGUGAAAUGUUUUAUAUCUAGAUACUAAUAUUAAAAAUAAUACCAAAAUUUUUUU